This is a messenger RNA of Mucor velutinosus, 1107 nucleotides long. RefSeq lists its product as uncharacterized. The transcript has 4 exons. The record is from RefSeq and is a predicted model, not a curated record. Bases 1 to 1107 code for a protein of 368 amino acids. Gene Ontology annotation, molecular function: 2-oxoglutarate-dependent dioxygenase activity. NCBI's taxonomy places the organism in Eukaryota, Fungi, Mucoromycota, Mucoromycetes, Mucorales, Mucoraceae. Gene Ontology annotation, cellular component: cytoplasm.
AUGGCUCCUCCCAAUACUGACGCUAUCGUUCAAGAGAUCGAAAAACUCAACCUUCAAACCCUCGCUCGUACCAAGGGAAACUACUUGGUUUAUCCUGAUGUCAAGUACCCUGAACUCGAAUUAUUUGAUCAUCAAGAUCCUGGACAUCGUGCUGAUCCAAAGAAGGCUUCUCUCUACGACAAUGCUGAAAAGAUCUUUGAUUUGACUCCUCACAUUGGUACUGAGGUUCAUGGCCUCCAAUUGAGCGCUUUGACCGAUACUCAAAAGGACGACUUGGCAUUGUUGGUUGCUGAACGUGGUGUUGUCUUUUUCAGAGAUCAAGACAUUGACGUUUAUCAAGCUCGUGAAUGGGCUAAAUACUUUGGUCCUCUCCAUAUUCACAACACAUUUGGUCAUCCUCCUGGACUUCCUGAAGUCCAUGUUGUCUACUUUGAUGCUGAUACCUUGAAAAAGUACAAGUCCAUUGGUGGUGUCAAUUUCGGUCAACGCAGUGCAGCAGACGGCUGGCACUCAGAUGUUACAUACGACAAUCAACCAGCUGGCUUGACUUUGCUCAAGAUUGACACGUUACCUGAAGAAGCUGGAGGGGAUACUUUGUGGUCAUCUGGGUACACUGCCUAUGAUAGACUCUCACCCGCUUUCCAAAAGUUCCUUGAGGGUUUAGAGGCUGUUCACUCUGGUCAACAGCAAGUAGACGAAGCAAACCGUGCUGGCCAUGUUGUUCGUCGCAAGACUUGGACCUCUGUUCAUCCCGUUGUUCGUACUCACCCUGUUACUGGCUGGAAAUCUUUGUUCGUCCAGCCUGGCUUCACUCGCUCCAUUGUCGGCCUCAACAAGCGCGAGUCUGAUAUCAUUCUUCAAUAUCUCUUUGACCACAUCAGUGGCGGUGUUGACUUCCAAGUUCGUUUCAAGUGGCAAGAAAACAGUGUUGCUGUUUGGGAUAAUCGUUCUACUAACCACAAUGCUGUCUUUGAUUAUCUAUUUGGUAAUAACAAGCGCCACGGGUACCGUCUCACACCCCAGGGCGAAAAGCCCUAUUAUGAUCCCAACAGUAAAUCAAGACAGCAAGAUUUGGAGGAGAGAGAAGCGAAGCAAUUGAAUAAGUAG